AUGGCCGCUGCGUCGUCGCGGACAUUCUCUCCGCCUCUAACUUCGUAUGGAGCGCCGUCCACGACGGGUACGGUACAGAGCAACCCACUCUCGACUAGGAUAGUUCAACAGCUGGUGAUAGAAGGUCGCUGCGACUCGACUCAGGAGGGAAGUUCACUGCGACUGUUCAUGAAGGCGCGUUUUCUCACUUUGUCUCGCGUACAACGCAUGGAAAACGUGCGGAUAGUAGACUCCAAAGUGCACCCUUUGGACAGCAAAUCGGCUCCUUAUGCUUUUUCCACCACUGCCUCUCCACUCCUGCAUAGUACUGCGCGUGCAUUGAACCUCCCUCCUCGCUCCAACAAGUCAUACUAUACAUUUCUCGGCGUCCCACCCUCAGUGGAGUCCCCAGGAUCCUCGGGCGACGCCAGCAGUUCGCGUCGAGCCGCUGCAGUAGCACCUCUUCCUUUGAACCUUACUGGAGAAAUCACCGUUUCCAACUUUCACAUAUGCUUCAUCCUACCACGCGUGUUACCCACCCGGGGAGCAGUGCUCGCGGAUACAGACUUUGACCAUCUAUCACGGAGUAAUACGAGAUCAGCAUUCAACGAAAGUAGCGGCAAGCAAAUAUCCUUCAUGGCCGGGGUCGAUAUCUUUGUCCCAUAUGCCUCACGACCUCCGAAAUCUCCCUACUUGCUCUCACUUCCUCUUCCCCGCUGCUUGCGAAAUUUCAUUAAACUCAAAAUCAUCCCAGCGCCUACACUCCCGUCGGGGCAAGACCCACCUCGAUGGGAAGUUUCAUCGGAUCCCAGUGUGGCAUAUGGGCAAUCCCGCGGGUCGAGAUCAACUUCGUAUGAACGACUCGCUGACGACGAAACCUCUAUCGACGGCUCCUACGAGGCGGGGGCAUUAGCCGCAGUUCCUGCAGGUCUUCAAGGCUCGUUUCCAUCCGCCGACCGAAUCAGAGUUAGAUGGGCACACCCAAUGGGUUACAUCCCAACACCAGAUGGUAGGCGACGGGUUGGCGUUGACGAGGUCACCGGGCUCGUCCAUUGUACAUUGCUGGGGAGAGACGAGCGAGGGAGGACGAAGAUGCGGCUCGAAUACGAAGGUGUCUGCAGAGGUUUAUGGUACCAAGGUGUCGCCACGCAACUUGGUAUGGACGUUAUGCUCAACGGCAAAGGCCGUUCGCUUGCCUGGGCGAGUGAGGGUGAGCAAUGGGAGCUCAGCGGGGACUCAAACUUCGUUGGGUUCGUGGGUGGGAAGGAUCCGAAAGAGCAACCAACGGCGGCGUCACCAGAAGACGACUCAAUGGAUCGCUCGACGCGAGGAAGCCUUUUGCAAUCCAAGCUUUCGUCGUAUGGUGCACCAUCGUUGCUGCACACGGCACUACCAAAUGUUUCAACCCUUCCUGAUUAUUCUUUCGAAACAACACCAUCGCCCACAAUCUCCAUGAUCAACUCUACUGGGACGCCACACUCUGGAACUUCGUCUGUUGCCACUCUUUCGAACCCACUCAAUCAACCCGUCACACUGUUUUUGAACAUCGGCAACAUGGAUCCAGCUCCGAAUAACGAAUUUGCUUUCAAACUCUGUGGAACAAUACUGGUCGGGCCUCGCAGGGAGGGGGAGUACGAUGAUGAGGACGACCCACUGGAACUUCCUGCAUUCAAUGUGCUACCCGCAGAAAGAUCAUUCAAUGAGGUCAUUAUCUCCUCUCAGAUGCAAGAGAGCGUCGAAGUCAUUCUACCGAGCGAAAAGAGACAACAACGUUCUGGUUUGCCAAAUGGACUUCGAACCCCACCAUUAAAGCGCAAACUUCUGAAGCGGAGAAUGACUGUACGAACCGAGGAUGGAGCAAGCGUAGUGUUUAUCCCGCAUGCAGAGAACCCCAAGGAGUCUCCUUUGUCCCGUCAUUGGGCCGCUCCUCGUUCACCUCGGACACCGCGCGCGUCAGAAGCUUCAAGGAUGAAUCGAUCGCCUCGGACACCCAUAAAACCUAGGGCUGGGUUGAUUGCAUCUCCCAUGCUUGGAGGAGCCUACCCAAUUCCAUGGGUCAAGGCCGUAGUGACCCUUCUUCCCUUAUCAGAACAACAAUCGCAUGCCGUUCGCUUUACGGUCCCAUCUGUGGCAGCAACAGAUAGUGUUCUUGCGUUUGGUGUUUGUCUCCCAUCAACCCUUGUGCAAGAUGACGAGACAGCGAUUGAAAUAGUGUCUGCAACCGCAGACGGUAUCAAUCUACCAUGGGAAGUAAUACCUCGAGAUAUCCUCGAGGACGAUGGGCAGUUGCUUGGGGUUCCCGAUCUCACUCGUACCCCUCGAAAGGGUGAGGUGGAAGAAACCACUCUUGGCAACGUGGACAAGUGGAUACGCGUAUUCCUGCCUGAUGAGCGUAUACUGGGGAAUAUCGAGAUACAUUAUCUCGUGGCUCGCGAACCUCAGACCAAAGGAAAGGGAAAGAAGCGGUCAGAUGGACAAGUCUCUAUCCUUCUUCCCGCCUUUCAUGUCGGAGUUGGAACAUAUACCGUUGAUGUACACACUCCACGAGGUUACAAAGAACCUCUACUCCUAAGCAACUUUACCCAACAAGACGAUGGCCAGCUGUCACACUACCGACUCCCCAACUACUUUUAUCCACAAGUCCGCGCACAGGUGGAAAAGCUAUCGACUGAAACCGCCCCAAGUUUUACGAUGCGCUCUCUCCAAAUGGCAGGAUGGUUGUUUGGACACCUAAUGAAGACGGCUCCUGUAAUUGCAUCCGUGGUGGUUAUUUGGAUUGCGUUAUCUAUACGCAACGACAUACAGAACUCACAGCUGAUUCAAAAUCUUCCACUUGGAUCGAACUGGGCGUCGCAACCGCGCACACCGCCUGGAGAGUACCCACCGCAAGCCGGGCAGACUCCUGGCUCUGAGCCGACAUUCCCAUAUACUGUCGACACCGCAACUGCCACCCAAUAUCAACCACAGGGAGAAAACGCUGAUAUGACGGUGUUUAGACAGGUGCACGCCCUCAUUCCUCUGCAACUCGGACUGUUACAGCGCCUUGACUGGGCGCGACUUGCAGACGCACUUCUUAUUAGCAUGGAGAAACUUGUCGGUUUCUUCCAGGCGGUUCUGAAUUUUCCGGCGCCUCCAUGA
Molecule: messenger RNA, 3117 nt
Organism: Serendipita indica DSM 11827
Lineage: Eukaryota; Fungi; Basidiomycota; Agaricomycetes; Sebacinales; Serendipitaceae
Source: the annotation of a GenBank genome assembly